AUGGAUAUGGCAGACCUGUCUCAAAGUCUUAGGGAAGAGUUGACGUGCGCGAUCUGUCUGGAAUACUUCAUGUCCCCAGUAACUAUUGACUGCGGACACAGCUUCUGCCAGGUCUGCCUCAACCAAACGUGGGAAGAGACGGACGGGCCUCUUUCUUGUCCAGAAUGCAAGGAAAUCAUGGUCCACAGAGACUUCAAGCCCAAUCACAGGCUGGGGAAGCUAGCCAGGUUAUCGAGGCAGCUCCACCUCCACUCGGGUUCAAGUUUUAGGGAAGAAACCCGCUGCGAAAGACACCACCAGGUCCUGAAACUCUUCUGCAGCGAAGAACAGAUUCCCAUCUGCGUGGCUUGUAGUCAAUCCAGGGAACACACGACGCAUAGGAUAGCUCCCAUAAAGGAGGCCGCCCAGGAAAUUAAGGAGGAGCUGCAAAGCACCCUGGAGAGUUUGUGGAACUAUUUGGAGGAAGUUCAGAAAUUCCUAAUCCAGGAGCGGAGUAAAUUUCAAUUGUGCACGGACAUGGUGGCGAGCCGGAAACAUGGGAUCAGGGUGGAAUUUGAGAAGAUGCGGCGCUUCCUGGUGGAGGAGGAAAAGUUCCACGUGUGGCUGCUCACACUGGAAGAGAAGAGGCUGUUGCAGAAGCUGGGGGAAAGCGAGGCUCGGGCCUGUCGGCUGAGCUCCUCCCUGAGACAACAGAUAACGGAGUUGGAGGAGGAGUGCGAGAAACCAGACAUCGACCUGCUGCGGGAUGGAAGGAGCCUAUUGAACCGGAUUGAACCCGUGAUUCUGCAGAUGCCCGAGGCCGUGUCUCUGGAUCUGAGGAGUGCGUGCCGUGUCCUGGGGAUGAGAGAAAUGCUCAGCAGAUUCCAAGCAGUGAAUGUAACUCUGGAUCUGAACACAGCUAAUCCUAGGCUGGUCAUCUCUGAGGACCGGAGGAGCGUGGCUCUUGCAGUCCCCAAGCAGGAACACAAUUCCGAGAACUCCAGCGGCCAGCCCUUCGUUCUGGGUUCCACGACCCUUUUCUCGGGAAACCAUUACUGGGAAGUGGAAGUGGGUCGCCUGGCUGCGUGGGCUCUGGGUGUAUGUACGGCCUCUGUGAAACAAAGGGAGACAACCGUGGUGUCACCUGCAUGUGGAUUCUGGGUCAUCAGCCGGGAGAAUACAGACACAUAUACGGCUUUAUCUUCUCCAGAGACACCGCUCAUGCUGAGAAGUCUGCCCCGCAAAGUGGGGAUUUUCCUGGAGUAUGCAGCGGGGAAUGUCUCGUUCUACAACAUCACUGACAGAUCCCACAUUUUCAACUUCUCCUCAUGUUCCUUUUCUGGGCCUGUCAGACCUUAUUUUAGCAUUCUGCCCACCCGAGAUGGUGGUCAAGGCAUGUCUCUGACCAUCACGCCGGUGGACUUGUGCCGGUGA
Tachyglossus aculeatus (Australian echidna) is the source of this 1413-nucleotide messenger RNA. Its product is annotated as E3 ubiquitin-protein ligase TRIM11-like. The coding region runs from base 1 to 1413 and encodes 470 amino acids. Lineage: Eukaryota; Metazoa; Chordata; Mammalia; Monotremata; Tachyglossidae. The transcript has 6 exons. Gene Ontology annotation, molecular function: zinc ion binding; protein binding. The record is from RefSeq and is a predicted model, not a curated record.